This is a messenger RNA of Chinchilla lanigera (long-tailed chinchilla), 2976 nucleotides long. It is a transcript of the gene Mxd1, whose product is annotated as MAX dimerization protein 1. Gene Ontology annotation, biological process: negative regulation of transcription by RNA polymerase II. NCBI's taxonomy places the organism in Eukaryota, Metazoa, Chordata, Mammalia, Rodentia, Chinchillidae. The record is from RefSeq and is a predicted model, not a curated record. Gene Ontology annotation, molecular function: protein dimerization activity; RNA polymerase II cis-regulatory region sequence-specific DNA binding; DNA-binding transcription factor activity, RNA polymerase II-specific.
AAGCCGAGCACGGUUACGCCUCCAUGUUACCGUACGGGAACAAGGACCGGGACGCCUUGAAACGGAGGAGCAGAUCCAAGAAGAGCAGCAGCAGCAGCAGAUCAACUCACAAUGAAAUGGAGAAGAAUAGGCGGGCUCAUCUUCGCUUGUGCCUGGAGAAGUUGAAGGGGUUGGUGCCACUUGGGCCUGAAUCCAGUCGACACACUACAUUGAGUUUGUUAACAAAAGCCAAAUUGCACAUAAAGAAACUUGAAGACUGUGACAGGAAAGCCAUUCACCAAAUAGACCAGCUUCAGCGCGAGCAGCGACACCUGAAGAGGCAGCUGGAGAAGCUGGGCAUUGAGAGGAUACGGAUGGACAGCAUCGGCUCCACCGUCUCCUCAGAGCGCUCGGACUCCGACAGGGAAGAAAUCGACGUGGAUGUAGAGAGCACAGACUAUCUCACGGGGGAUCUGGACUGGAGCAGCAGCAGCGUGAGUGAUUCUGAUGAGCGGGGCAGCAUGCAGAGCCUCGGCAGUGACGAGGGCUACGCCAGCUCCGGCAUCAAGAGAAUAAAGCUGCAGGACAGUCGCAAGACGUGUCUGGGGCUAUAAGAGCGCGCUCGCCGGCUGCCUCCCGAUGGCUGUCCUGUCCGUGUCGGAUCUGAUUAGGUAGUGUAUGGGACCUGCCCGCAACGCCCUUGCACGUCAGCUCCAGUGUACCACCUGUACCAAAUCAGCUUUGUAAACGUUUUCAAGGAAGCACGUAAGAGUGUGGGUUUCUGAUUGCAUCCACUAGCUUCUGUCUCUCCCUAAAAAUUCGACUCUGAGAGACCGUACAUUCCAAUCAAUUCAAAGCACCCAAGAAUUCUUAGACUGAAUAAGCAAUUGUCACAUCUCAGCAACUUUGCCCUCUCCUUUACUGUCCUCAUAGAGUUAAAGUUUUCUGGCUUACUGUGUUACUUGCCUAGGAGAAAUGUCCAAGUGUGUCUCGUGCUUAGGAAACUGAAGGAAACAAACUUUCUCGAAGUUGAGAUCCUGGUCUCAGACUCCAAAGUAAGCUUUGAAAGCAGAAUUUAAGAGCACUUAACCACGGACCUCACCCAGUGAGGAAGUCAGGAAUACCUCCAGCCAGCACCCCUCCACACACACCCCGUCAUCCCGCCCUGCCGCUGCCUGUGGAGGGGAACAGUAUUCUCACUUUAACACGGACACCUUGGCAGCGUGGCCCUGGGGUCGCACAGCUUAGAAAAGUUCCAGCGUUGUUUGUUCUUGCAGACAAAACGGUACAAUCUCUCUGUGCGAGCUGUUCUUGGGACCUUGCUGUGUGCUGCCGUCUCCAGGCGCAUUCCCCCCUCCGGCUUUGUCAGUGCUACUUGUCUCUGGAACAUUUUUUUUUCCUACCUCAGAGAUAAAUGAGAUCUCAUUUCCCACGUAACAAAAGUGAUUAUGCCUCUUUUUUUUUUUUUUUUUCCAAAUAAGUGACAUUUGGUCCAAUUCCAAUCUAUUUUCCUAUGUAACUUUCAGCAAUAACUGAGCUUAGGCGCUAGCUGAGCUAGUGGCCAUCGUCAGUGAAAGAAGUCCACAUUGCCGCUCCGUGUUGUAGGGGACAGGAGGGGGUUGCACGGUGUCACUAGAGUCUCUCUCCUGAUGGGCUCUUUUUGGAUACACCUGGAAACUUCUUUAUGGAGACUUUUGGGUUGACAGUUUAAAAGGCUGAUUUUUUUUUUUCUUUUUGGCUAUGAUUUCUCCCUAAAGUGGUCUCCCACUUUGUAGCAUUUUUAUUUAAGCUAAAACAGAGCACAUGUAUAUGUACAUAAGACACAUUAAAUCUAUAAAUACUAUUUAUUCAUUUUAUAUAAACUAAUGUAAUGGAAAAUAAAUUCUUAUGACUUUGUGCUUUUAUAGAUGUUCUAGAAACUUUGUAUGUAGGUAUCUACAAAAUCGGUUCAUCCCCCCCUGAAUAUUUUUGCAUUCACAUUUUGGAGGUCUUGAUGUUUUCAGCCUCUCGUGAAUCUUUUUCAUCGAGUUUGAACCGUUUGUAAAAACCUGUGACGCUGAAGCAGAGGGUGUGUCACAAAGCGAUGGAACAUUCCUAAAAUCCACAGAUGCGCUGCAACCCAAGGGCUCAAUGGCUGACUCAGCAGGGGCGGCCGCCCUGCGCGGCCCUCCCGCCUGCGGUCACUCGGUCAUCCGCACACGGCAGCCUCACAGCUCAUGCAGGCUGCACUUUUCACAAAGUCAAGUUCAAACGCACUCUAUGUGGGAGCUCGUUCUCUACAUGAAGAGCAAUCUGAACAAAGCAAGAUCACUUUUGUGGGUAUUUUUUUAAAUGAUUCUUCAAUGUAUUUAAAAAAACAUUUUUAAUUGGAAGUUGUGGACUCCUAAAAAAAAUUCCAAAGUCAUCUGUAAUUCUGUUUUUGGUUUUGUUCUGGUUUUUUUCUUCAUUUUGGCUUUGGGCGGGGGGCGGGGUGGUGACACAAAAGUGUUUCUUUUUUUUUUUUUUUGGAAUUGUUGGAAUCUUUUCCAAUUACCAGCUGAAGAUUUGCACUGAAAUACAACUUGUAUGCCUUUUUGCAUUUUUAAAGCCUGCUUCCUGAAUUUAAGCAGAAUGAUAGUGUUCAAAGAGCCAGCUCAGCCUGUAACAUGUUUGAAGAAGAUAUAUCUGCACUUUGAGGUCCCUUACGAAUGCCAUUUGCUAGACCUCACAAGCAUUUUGUUUAAUUGCUACAUCCAAGCGCCUCACAAGUCCAUAAUGCUGGAUGCCUUAUGGCAUUGGAAACUCAAAACUUGGGGAAAAGCUUGUGGGCUUGCUUUGGGGGAGGGAAGGGAACACAGUUGUACUUGUUUGUUUAGUUUAGAAAAAAGGCACCUAAGAGAUGCCGUUAUUUUCUGUGUUUCGAUUGUUGUGCCUUUGAGUUAAAUUGCAUUUUUGUCUUUUGGUUGAAAUAUAAAAUGUACUGUCCCAAUAUAAAACCGUAAUUAUUUGACCUCUGCA